UCCAAAUCAUGUGAUUCAGGUGUUCCAAUCCCCUCCAUAUCAUGUGAUUCUGGUGUUCCAAUCCCCUCCAUAUCAUGUGAUUCAGGUGUUCCAAUCCCCUCCAUAUCAUGUGAUUCAGGUGUUCCAAUCCCCUCCAUAUCAUGUGAUUCAGGUGUUCCAAUCCCCUCCAUAUCAUGUGAUUCAGGUGUUCCAAUCCCCUCCCAUUCAUGUGAUUCAGGUGUUCCAAUCCCCUCCAUAUCAUGUGAUUUAGGUGUUCCAAUCCCCUCCAUAUCACGUGAUUCAGGUGUUCCAAUCCCCUCCAAUCAUGUGAUUCAGGUGUUCCAAUCCUCUCCAUAUCAUGUGAUUCAGGUGUUCCAAUCCCCUCCAAUCAUGUGAUUCAGGUGUUCCAAUCCUCUCCAUAUCAUGUGAUUCAGGUGUUCCAAUCCCCUCCAAUCAUAUGAUUCAGGUGUUCCAAUCCCCUCCCAAUCAUGUGAUUCAGGUGUUCCAAUCCCCUCCAUAUCAUGUGAUUCAGGUGUUCCAAUCCCCUCCCAAUCACGUUUCUCUGUCUGGCAAUCUGAUAGACAUGUCGGGGUUUGGCGGUUGCCA
Molecule: messenger RNA, 585 nt
Organism: Staurois parvus
Lineage: Eukaryota; Metazoa; Chordata; Amphibia; Anura; Ranidae
Source: the annotation of a GenBank genome assembly